AUGGCUUUUCCUGACUUAAAUUCUUCUUUAAGAACAAAUAUUUCAUUUCGUAAUCAACACGAUGAAGACUAUCAUAAAGGUUUUUGUCCACUAACCAAAUUUAAUACAAAUAUAGUAGACAACGUGGUAUUAGAAUAUAUGCACAAUAUAUGUUUGGGUGUUGUCAAAAGAUUAUUGUUAUUUUGGAAAAAAGGCAAAAAACCAGUUCGAUUUUUGAAUGAUGAUAUUUCUAAUGAAAUUUCUUCAGAGCUUAUUUGUCUUAAAGCAUUUUUCCCCAAAGAAUUUAGUCGUUCCCCUCGGUCUUUAGAAGAACUGGAGUAUUGGAAAGCGACAGAGUUUAGAUCUUUUUUGUUAUACUCUGGCCCUAUUGUACUAAAGGGUAGAUUAAAAAAAUCUCUCUACAAACACUUUAUGAUAUUACAUUGUGCCAUUAGACUCCUGUUAUCUAAUGAUACAUGUAUGGCUUACAAUGAUGUUGCCAAUGAUUUAUUAAGACAAUUUGUUGAAGAAUAUUCUUUUUUAUAUGGUGAAGAGUAUAUUACCUAUAAUGUACAUGGUUUAAUUCAUAUAGCACAUUUUGUUAAGAUACAUGGACCACUGGACAAAUUUAGUGCGUUCAAAUUUGAAAAUUGCCUACAAAUGAUUAAAAUGUCAUUAAAAAAUGCUCGUUUUCCUCUUCAAGAUGUAUACAAUAGAAUAAUAGAACAAAAAAAUAUUGAGAUAGUUGAACCAAUUGCUAGUUAUCCAAUUUUAAAAAAUAAAAUAGUUUAUAAUCAUGUAUUUCAUCCUGAUCCCACAGAUACUCUUUAUGAAAAUGCUAAUGGAAGUGUAUAUUUUGAAGUUGUAAAAUACAACGCAGUCCCAUUUUUUGAUAAUCCAUUAGUGUCUGAUAUUGUUGGAGACUUCUAUGUAGAUAUAUUUAAUGAAACAGAUAGUUUUCUUAUUAAUAUGUGUGAUAUUAAGAAUAAGUGUUUAUUUUUUAAUAUUUCUGAUGUAAAAGCAGUUGCAAUUACAUUGUUACAUGAUCUUUAUUAA
Melanaphis sacchari is the source of this 1035-nucleotide messenger RNA. RefSeq lists its product as uncharacterized. The transcript has 2 exons. NCBI's taxonomy places the organism in Eukaryota, Metazoa, Arthropoda, Insecta, Hemiptera, Aphididae. The record is from RefSeq and is a predicted model, not a curated record. The coding region runs from base 1 to 1035 and encodes 344 amino acids.